This is a messenger RNA of Vitrella brassicaformis, 2398 nucleotides long. The record is from the annotation of a GenBank genome assembly. NCBI's taxonomy places the organism in Eukaryota, Vitrellaceae.
AUCCGCCUUACACACCCCUCCACUUAGACACACACACCUACUCCCACCACACCCCCACACUGUACCCCCACACACACACUCUAGCCCGACCGAACUGCCAGUUAGUCAGACCUCUGCUUACUCAUCCGACCCAUCACUGAGUGUCGUUCAUGGCUCCUCCCUCUCCCUCUCCCUCUCCCUCCCCCUCUCUCUGUCUCUGUCUUUGUCUCUGUCCAUCCGGUUGAUCAUCUCAUAUCGGUCAUACGGCCCCGGACGCCUGCUGCCCUCACUGGUGUGGGGGUCGUCUCGCCGCCGCAUGGGGCCGUACCCUGGCGGCGACUCGGGGCUGUCCUUGUCUCUGUCUUUAGGGAGGGGGUGCGGGGUGAGGGGCUCCUUGUCGUUGACAGUCGAGGGGCGAUGUGGGCGUGGAGGCGACUCGUGCUGCUGCUGGGCAGACUCACCAGGCCUGAAACCGUACACACACAGAGGACACACAGACAGAGAGACGGAGAGAGAGGGCUGGGUGGGUGGGUGGGGGAGAGUGGAAGGUCGUGUGUGUGUGUGUUUACAUUGUGUGCUGCAGCAGGUGAGGGAGUGCCUCGUAUAGGUCGUCUGGCGGCGAUAUGAUGGGCCGCACGCGACGCAUCUGACGUCGAAGUACCUGCACAACAGAACCCGGGAUUCUUCCCUCUCCCUCUCCCUCUCUCUCUCUCUGUGGAAGGCAGUUGAGCACCUCACCUCUCGCUGUUCGACUGGCAGCCAGUAGAGUGGGUAUGGACACGGCUUGGUCUUCUUGAACAAACGAGACAUUCGAUCUGAUAGACAGUGAGUGACACACGUACAAACACACACAUACACAGAAAUAUGGAUGGAUGGAUGGGUGGGCGGAGGCCUGCAGGCCUGCCUCACUGACCGAGAGCUUCCACCGUCUUGUUUGCUUGCGGCACCGCACCCCCAUUGCCUAAACGAACCGAACCAACACACAUCCAUACACACACGCACACACGCAAUGAGUGAAUGACACACAGACAGACAGACAGACCCACCCGCUUUAGAGAAGGGCACCGGCAUGCCGUCCGGAGUGCGGCCGGGGGGCAGAGGAGAGCUGCCAUCCAUCCAUACAUAAAUACAUACACACACACACACACAGAGAGAGAGAGAUAUAGAGAGAGAGAAUGUUGUUGCACCCGACCAUGCACCCGUUCAUCCGUGCGCACAUAUGCUUUUGCCCUGCUGGGUGUGAGGCCGAGAAGGGCAAAGGGCUCCUGGACGGAUGAGCACCUACACCUAGACACACACACACACAUGCAUGCAUGCGCCCAUGAGAGUGCGGGUGUGUGUGCCUCCCUGCCUACCUGGUAUGGUUGGCUGUGCGUCGGGAGAGGCGACGUUAAGUGUGCGGGGCGGCAGCGCCUUGCGCUUACCGGCCUCGGCAUCGUCCAUCUGCACAUACACACACACAUAUGCACCCACCAGACAGACGCACAGACGUCAGACACCAUUGCGCUGAAUGACUGGCUGACCGCCCUCACCUCUCUCUGUGUGGCGAAGUGUGGCUCCAGCACACAGCUAGAGGUCUUGGGCCACACCACAUCUGUGUGGAGACAGACAUGUCCCUCCUUGCGUGUGUGUGUGUGUGUGUGUGUGUACCUGUGAGGGCGUCUUUGGUCCUGAUGGCGUCGUCUUCGGUCUCAAACUGACACACAUGACACACAGACAGACACCCGUGUGUGUGUCGUUGAGGUGUGUGCGUCUUGGCCUCACCUCAACGAGGCAGUGUGUCUUGAUGGAAUCCAUCCAGAACCGCCGGAUGGUGCCCGUCUCCUCAAGGAGCGAACGAACAGACUGCGCACACAGAUCAUCACACACACCAGCAAGGAUGUCCGCCUUGCCAUGUGUGUGUGUGUGCGUUGACACCGACCUUCUCAGUGAAAGGCCGCACGAAGCCAUAGAUGACCAGACAGGGCGAAGGGACCCCCCUGGCCACCUCCACCUCCCUCUCCCCGUCAGCACCACCCCCGUCAUCAGCCCCGUUGGCACCACCAGCUGGUGUGGCCUCUCCUUCCUCCCUGCCGUUGACAUCGCCGUCAAUGGCAUGUCCUUUCAUCGCAACGUCCUCGGGCAGAAGUGCCCCGUCCUGCUGCUGCUGCUGCUGCUCGCCAGCUGCUUCUACUGCUGCUCGUGUUGGCUCUUGUCCGCCCUGCUCGUCCUGCUCUUGUUGGUGGCCGUUGUGGUUGUCGAGAGGCUCCUCGUGGUCGUGUUGGACGUGUGCAUCAUCAUCUGCUUGCAUCUGAUGCAUGUGCUGGUUGGCGUUGUCCUGGCCUGCCUCUCCUUCUUGGUGGUGGUCCAUGCUGUGUUCUGCUACUGCUCCUGCCGCCCUCAGACGCCUCCGUUGCUCGCCCGCAGCAGCGGUUUCAGG